Molecule: messenger RNA, 3044 nt
Organism: Caretta caretta (loggerhead turtle)
Lineage: Eukaryota; Metazoa; Chordata; Testudines; Cheloniidae
Gene: IRAK4
Product: interleukin 1 receptor associated kinase 4
Biological process (GO): protein phosphorylation; signal transduction
Molecular function (GO): protein serine/threonine kinase activity; ATP binding; magnesium ion binding
Source: RefSeq, a predicted model, not a curated record
GAGCGCCCUGGGCUGCGGCCGGACGCCGCUGGGCCCGAUCCUGCACGGCCCCACUUUUGCGCCCCCGGCGGCGCCCGCCCCGCCCUAGUUGCGGCGCGGUACGAGGUACCCAGACCACGUGCUUCCUGCCCCCGCGAGUUCAGAGCCUGAGGCCCGAGGAUCCCUCCUUGUCUGCCCUCGCUGAAGAUGAGCAAAUCCAUAACUCCUUCAACAUACGUGCGCUGCAUUGGCUAUAAACUCAUGAUGCAGCUGGCUGAUUUCAUUGAUCCACAAGAAGGAUGGAAGAAGCUAGCAGUAGAUAUAAAAGACCCUUCUGGUGAAAACAGAUACAACCAAAUGCAUAUAAGGAGAUUUGAAGGGCUAAUAAAGAUGGGAAAGAGCCCCACCUGCGAAUUACUGUAUGACUGGGGAACAUCGAACUGUACGGUUGGUGAUCUUGUGGAGCUAUUGACCAGGAAUCAGUUCCUAGCACCAGCUAGCCUUUUGCUUCCAGAUGCUGUUAGGGGGGCAGAUGAUGUUACGGUACCUCUUUCUUCACAAGAAACUAUGCCUAUACAUGAAAAACAAGUGCCUGUACAGGAAAAACCAGUAAUAUCUGCAACACCUCUAUUAGCUCAGAGUGAGGGACAACCUUCAGCUCCUUCCUGCUUACCUCAAGAGAACAACAGUCUGCAACUUAGUGACACAGGUUUCCACAGCUUUUGGUUCCAUGAGUUGAAAAAUGUUACAAACAACUUUGAUGAACGACCUAUAUCAGCUGGAGGUAAUAAACUGGGAGAAGGAGGCUUUGGAGUUGUGUACAAGGGCUACAUCAAUGGCAGAAUUGUGGCAGUGAAAAAGCUUGCUGCUAUGGUUGAUGUAAGCAUUCAAGAUCUGAAACAGCAGUUUGAUCAAGAAAUAAAAAUAAUGGCAAAGUGUCAACAUGAGAACCUAGUAGAACUGCUUGGUUUCUCAGGUGAUGGUGAUCAGCCCUGUCUGGUUUACGAAUACAUGCCCAAUGGUUCAUUGCUUGACAGACUGGCUUGUCUGGAUGACACUGCACCAAUUCCUUGGAGUACAAGGUGUAACAUUGCUCAAGGUACAGCAAAUGGCAUCAGCUUUUUACAUGAAAACAAUCAUAUUCACAGAGAUGUUAAAAGUGCAAAUAUCUUACUAAAUGAAUCAUUUGUGCCAAAAAUUUCUGACUUUGGACUUGCAAGGGCAUCCGUGAAAUUCACACAAACCAUCAUGACUGAUAGAAUUGUGGGAACAGCAGCCUAUAUGGCACCCGAAGCCCUGCGUGGAGAGAUAACACCCAAAUCUGAUAUUUUCAGUUUUGGUGUGGUUUUACUGGAAAUAAUAACGGGGCUUUCGCCAAUAGAUGAAAACCGGGAGCCACAGUUACUGUUAAGUAUCAAAGAAGAAAUUGAAGAUGAGGAAAAGACCAUUGAAGAUUAUGUCGAUGAAAAAAUGAGUGAUUGGGACACCAUUUCCAUUGACAAAAUGUAUUCAGUUGCUAGUCAGUGUCUGAAUGAAAAAAAGAACAGGAGGCCAGACAUUAAGAUGGUCCAGCAGCAUCUACAAGAGAUAAUAGCCUGAUAUCUGUUUCUUACCAGUUUGGUGCUAUUCCUGCAUUCCAGGCUUUUGUGGCCUCUAUGUGCAAUCUGUUGUUGGCUUUUCACCACUGUGCCUUCUUUCCUUGAAAGACCAGGCAAGGAACUUUCUCAUAGACUUUAUGCUUUAGUCAUUUAAGGGAGUUGAUGUCCCAUUAAAACAACGGAUAUCUUAAAUCACUUCUAUAAGACUUUCUUCAGUAGCCAGAGAGAGCGAGAACACGGAGGUUCUUUUUAUGGCAACACAUUGUGCUUCUGCUAUACCAUCUCCACUUCGUUUUCUAAAUAUAUUUCCUGACUAGAAUCCAGGCUUCUGCAGCUCCCUGGGUAACACGUACCUGUUACAAGGAGACUAUGAUAAACAAAUCGAUGACUGGUAAAUUGCUUCUAAGCAGAAAGACUAGCCCUUUUCGGUUUCUACUCUAAGCAAAAACAUUUCAAACUGAAGAGAUCAGUCUGUAUUGCUCUCGGACAGAGUUUAGGUAACCUGCAUUAAACUGUUGUUCCAUGUGGUCAUAGAGUCAGAGUUCAAGGCCAGAAGGAACCAGCAGAUCAUUUAAUCUGACCGGCUCUAUAUCACAGGCCAGCACCUGCACACAUCAUUUAAAAAAACAUCCCUUCCUGACCCCUGCAGAUGGCCAGCUGAAACCCUGAAGCAUAAGCUUUGAAGAAUGUAUGAUAUAAACUGGAAGUGAGCCCCAAGGCUGCUGAGCUCAGCCCCCCACCACCAUAAGCAACCUUGUCAUAGUCACACUUGUUAAUUUGUCCAGCUCUUUCUUAAAACUACAUGAUCUUGGUAAUACCCAUUUAAAACAAACUGAGCUACUUUGCUCAAUGUUUUAACUUAUGUUGGGAAUCGAAAUUAAUGUGAAGUCCCUUUGGCAAUAGCUAUAAAUAUAAGCUGCCAUCUGUGAGUUUGCAGAUUUGUGUUUUUAAAAAGCCUACACGGGAGCAGUGGUAUUUACAUGGAAGCAUAUUUUGCAGUCUUUUUUUUUUCAACAAGUAAAAGGAAAAGCUGCAGAGCAGUGCAAAUUGAGAGUAGAGAACUGAGAAUUGAUAGGUGUGGGUUUACUUUUACUGACUCAUAUGACCUAAUGACAAGCCAUUUCAUCUCUAUUCCUCAAUUUCCCCAUUUAGGAAAAAGCUGUUUGACCUGUUUUCUCCUUGGAGAAAAUGCUGUAUAAAUGUAAAGUAUCAUUAAUACUCAUUUUGUAAGUGAUCAGUAUUGUCUUCACAUCCAAUAGCCGAGUUUAAUUUAAGAGCUUAUAUAGACUAAAAUGACUUGUGUACUUGAAAGGUUUUAUAAUAAAAGAAUAUAUGAUGGACCAAACCACAGGCUAAAAAUUGAUCACUCCACAGUGAAAGAAUAACCUACAUUGAUCUUGUAUAAAAAUGCUACUGUUUGUAAAUAGAAGAUACGAAUUUCAAAUAAACUUUCCUUUUUGCACCUGC